CAGGGCUUGCCGCGACGAUCGGCGACGAGCAGUAUGCGGUCUUCUAUGGUGGGAGCAACAUAUUUUUCAAAUUCAUACCGAUACAAGAUUCCGCCACUCUUGCAUAAAGGUGUAUGCUGCACGCAUCCUGCAGGGGGAACGAGGUGAUACAUAACAGGUGAAGAUAAACAACAGUCAGACGAUUCUGGUGGAGUGGGACUUCAGCUUCUCGACCGGCAAGCUUCGGAGAUGAAUUCAUCGAGAUAGUCGCGGAAUUAUUUCGAAAACGUACAAUUAUCGCGCCUUCUUCGGAGAUUUAUCGGUGACAAUAAGAAAGUCAGAAAGAGAAGAAUUUCGACAUCUGCAAGGUCACCCACGAGGAUUGACGAAUCGAUCAAUCAGAAACUCUGGGUUGAAACAGAAGAAAGUGAAAGGUCUGUGUUGAAAUUUAAAUCGGAAGUACGGAGGUGUCGAAAUCGUGUAUAAUUGACGGGAGUCGUUCGUCAAGAAUUACAUAGCAUUACGAAUCGCAACGUGCUAACCAAUUAAUUCCAUAAGCCGUCAUCGAGCUAGAAGCGGAUAUUUGCCUUCAUUGUCAGUCGCGACACGCAGCGACUGUUGAAUCGCUGACGAUAAAUCGUCUACCCUCGUGAUAUCACUUAUUCCACAACGAUACAGAAAACUGAACUAUAUCAAAAAUGAAGGAUCUCAUGUUAAUUUGGAAUAUUUUGUCGCGUUGUCGGAAUUAUUCGUCGGAUGAUGCCAAUUUUGAUUCCGAUAAAUCGGGCGAGCAAGAUGAGAUGAGAAGGGUGUCAGUUUCGAACAACAUUCGAAGGAAAUCUUCGGUGAUUGUGAACAGAUUCUUUAACACUACUCUACCAGUGCAUUCUGAUCGCAGAGGAAGAUGGCCAAAAAAUACCUUCACGUUGAUCAUUCUGGGUUUGCUUGGCAUCGCAUCCGGUUGUUUCAUACUACUAUAUCAUCCCUACGAGUUACUCUACAAAUGGAAAAUAACAUUCAGUGAUGGAGGCGAGAUCUUCGAAUUGUGGCGAACACCUCAAGUUGAUCUCUAUGUGAAAAUCUACCUAUUUAACGUGACAAAUCGCGACGAAUAUCUAGAUGGUCGAGAGACCAAGCUGCGAUUUCAACAAGUUGGUCCUUAUGUGUACAAAGAAAAUUUCAAGCAUACAAAUAUAGUUUUCAAUGAUAAUGGUACGUUAUCGACGAAACCAGUACAUCCAUUGAAAUACAUCCCAGAAUUGAGCAAUGGUACGGAAGAAGAUCUCGUAAUAAUGCCAAAUAUCGCCUUGUUCAGUAUUACAAAUGUGAUGAAAGACGCCUCGUACCUAUCCAGAUGGGGACUCAACGUGUUGAUCCGUCAAACGGACACCCAUCCUCUGGUUGAAAUGACUGCACGCGAGUUCAUGUUCGGCUAUCAAUCGACCCUCGUUACCCUCGGCAAUCAUGUGAUGCCUACCUGGAUCAAAUUCGAUAAGCUGGGAUUAAUCGAUAGAAUGUACGAUUUUGACGGUGAUUUUGAAACCAUUUACACGGGAGAGACCGAUAUCCGAAUGACAGGCUUGAUUGAUAAAUACAACGGAGACGUAAAUCUACCGCAAUGGACCGGAAAAUGCGCAAAUGUGAAUGGAGCUAGCGAUGGCGUCAAAUUUCCAAGCUAUAUUGAACCGAACGAUACGCUCCUCUUCUUUCGCAAGAGCUUGUGCCGUAGCGAACGAUUGGUACGAAUCGGAGAGAAGGAAAUAAAGGGUUUGCAUACAUAUCAAUAUGCAUUUCUAGAAAAUGAAUUGGACAACGGAGCAGUAAAUCCAGAGAAUAAAUGCUUCUGCCGCCAAGGGCAUUGUUUGAAAUCCGGCUUAAUUGAUGUGACCGAUUGUUAUUAUGGAUUUCCUAUCGCCCUAUCAUAUCCACAUUUCUAUAAAAGCGACCCAUCAUUGUUGGAGGCUGUCGAAGGAUUACAACCUACAAAGGAUUUACAUGAAUCCUAUUUCUUUAUUCAGCCAAAAUCCGGGGUACCUGUGGACAUAGCAUUCCGAUUCCAAAUCAAUAUGGCUCUACAAGAUAUCGGACACAUGGCUAGAGUGGAAAAAUUCAGCGAUUUAACUCUUCCAUUACUAUGGUUUGAAAUCGGAAUGUAUGACUUACCGACCAAGAUGCGUUUGCGUUUCUGGUUUUAUUUAAAUGCCUUGCCAAUUAUGGAAGAAGUAGCUUUGUAUUUAAUGUUUUUAUCCGGCGUGAUGCUACUCGUUUGGUGCGUAAUAAGGAUAGUAUCUUAUCAGGCAAACAGAUCGCCGGAGAAAGGAUUGGAAAGGGAAACCAAAAUAAGACGAAAACGCGCCGAGAAGGAUAAAGGUGUCGAUCAAAAGACCAGAGAGGCAGAUGCCUAUAGUUCGCUCCUGAUACUCGGUGAUGCAAAUUUAACAUUAGUGUAAUAAAUCAGUGCUUUAACGCAUAACGCAUGAACAAGCAAAACAUUAUUGUUUUCGAUAGCUUUUUGGCUCAAUUUAGAAUUUUUUUAUUAGUUAGAUAAAUUAGACUAGAUUUUUUAUUAGCUAGAAUUGUUU
Messenger RNA from Camponotus floridanus (Florida carpenter ant), 2561 nucleotides. Its product is annotated as scavenger receptor class B member 1. The transcript is spliced from 8 exons. The record is from RefSeq and is a predicted model, not a curated record. Bases 678 to 2429 code for a protein of 583 amino acids. Lineage: Eukaryota; Metazoa; Arthropoda; Insecta; Hymenoptera; Formicidae. Gene Ontology annotation, molecular function: scavenger receptor activity. Gene Ontology annotation, cellular component: membrane; cytoplasm.